GGCAGAUACUUUUUUGAGACGGUGUUGGACGCAGUAAAUUUAAGAGUGCGGGCGUAUAUUUUUGUAUUAAUUAUAUAGUGAAAGAAUUUGCUAUAGAAAAGCAGAAGAAAUUGAAAGUGAAUUUUAUUGAAAGAAUUGAAAUCAAAAGCAUUUUCCAUUAAAAAUGAAAACGAUUGUGUUACUUGUGGCCAUUUUGGGUUUCAGCGCUGCCCAGCAACAAGGUGUUGAUCCAGCGUACUUACGACAAUACUAUCAACAAUUGCAACAACAACAAGGCAACUCCGGCGAUGCAACGCCUAUAUAUGAACCGAAUUCAGAACAAUCACAACAAUAUGUCAGUCCUGGUCAACAAUUACGUGUCAAGGAUAACGUGCAGGAACAAAUACGACAACAACAACAGCAGGGUGCUUAUGUGGCACCUGCAGUGCGUGAUUACUUGCAACAUCAAUCUCAACAACAACAAUAUCAACCACAACCUCAACAAGUUGUCUAUCGUCAACCGCAAGCUGUUACAGCACCACGUCGUCCACAGCCAGCUCCACAAUAUCAGGCGCAAAUCGCACCUAAAGGAAAACUACGUCAACAACAAGAGGAAGAAGAAUACGAUGAUCAAAAUUCUUCGUAUCAAUUUGGUUUCGAUGUAAAAGACGAUGAAUUCACCAAUUAUCAAAAUCGAAAGGAGAUCCGUGAUGGUUCCGUGAUUAAGGGCAGUUAUUCAGUUGUGGAUUCUGAUGGCUUCAUACGCACAGUCAAAUACACCGCAGAUCCUAAAGAGGGUUUCAAAGCUGAAGUUAUACGUGAACCAACAGACAUUGUUGUCAAAGUUCCUACACCAGCGCCACAACAAUUGAUCCGUUCGGGUCCUCAUGGUGGACACAAAUCACAGGAGUACUCCAAACAACAAUACCAACCACAACAAUAUCAUCAAUAUCAGCAAUAGAACUUAUAAUACGAAUUUAUAGUUUAAUCGUGCACCCGAGGGUGUGUCGUUAAGUUUAGCAUUUAGUGUCCUUGCUUCACUAAGACUAACUAAACGGAAGCUGUUCGCUUGCCAGAGUUAUCGCAGCCUCCCAAGUCUGAUCUUUAUAUUUAAAACUAUUGAGUUACUUUAUGCCUAGUGUACAUCCAUUCAAUCUGUUUUUAGUUUUAAAUUUUUUUGUUUUUUUAUAAUUUGAUGAACUUCAGUUCAUUUCAAAGUGGUCAUCGUACUCAUUAGUCUUAAUUUAAAUAAACAUUAAUCAAAUUAAAUAAU
This is a messenger RNA of Teleopsis dalmanni, 1252 nucleotides long. It is a transcript of the gene Cpr66D, whose product is annotated as mediator of RNA polymerase II transcription subunit 15. The record is from RefSeq and is a predicted model, not a curated record. NCBI's taxonomy places the organism in Eukaryota, Metazoa, Arthropoda, Insecta, Diptera, Diopsidae. The transcript is spliced from 4 exons. Gene Ontology annotation, cellular component: extracellular matrix. Bases 164 to 940 code for a protein of 258 amino acids.